Molecule: messenger RNA, 3155 nt
Organism: Callorhinchus milii (elephant shark)
Lineage: Eukaryota; Metazoa; Chordata; Chondrichthyes; Chimaeriformes; Callorhinchidae
Gene: slc49a3
Product: solute carrier family 49 member 3
Exons: 10
Coding region: 1-1380 (459 amino acids)
Biological process (GO): transmembrane transport
Cellular component (GO): membrane
Molecular function (GO): transmembrane transporter activity
Source: RefSeq, a predicted model, not a curated record
AUGCCGCCCGACACGGAGCCGCUUCUCGGGGUCCGACACAGGACCUACAGACGACGAUGGUUUAUUCUGCUCGUCACCUGCAUCCUCGCCUGCUCUAAUGCCAUGAACUGGUUGUGUUUUGCACCCAUUGCAAGUGAGACAGCCAGGUAUUUCAAAAUUUCCACGGAUCAAGUCAAUUGGCUAUCGAUGGUUUACCUUAUUGUUGGUGUACCAUUUGGCUUUGGAACGACAUGGUUGCUGGACACCCUUGGAAUUAAAGUUGCAUUGAUAUUAAGCUCAUGGCUGAACAUGGCUGGCUGUAUGGUGCAGUUCUUUAGUGUUGCUCUCUUCAUACCCAAAGACAACUGGAAAUUUCCUGUAUUGAUGAUAGGUCAAACUCUGUCGGCACUGGCACAGCCCUUGGUUCUGUUCUGUCCAACAAAGUUGGCUGCUCUUUGGUUUCCAGAACAGCAGAGAGCAACAGCAAACAUGAUUUCAUCAAUGGCUAAUCCAUUGGGUAUUCUCUUUGCCAAUAUACUUUCACCUUUGCUGGUAACGAGGCAGUCAUCUUUUGCUACACUGCUUGGAGUAUAUUCUGUUCCUGCUGUUAUUGCUUGUUUAUUUGCAUCAGUGGGAAUUCGUACGAAAGUGCCCCCAACACCUCCAUCGCUUGGUGCAUUCAACUCUACCUCUGAACCCUUUCUCACCGGAAUGCGAAUGUUAUUAAAGAACAAGGCCUACCUCAUUUUGAUGACGAUGUUCGGUGGAGGAAUCGGAAUUUUCACUGCUUUUUCUGCUCUUUUGCAGCAGAUUUUGUGUGUCAAAGGAUACUCUGACAGUUUUGCUGGAUUGUGUGGAGCUUUAUUCAUUGUGUGUGGAAUUCCUGCUGCUUUCUUCCUUGGAUUGUAUGUGGACAGGACGAAAAACUUUGUGGAAUCCACAAAAAUUAACUUUUGUUUAACUGCUUUAGCCAGCAUUGCUUUUGCACUGGUAUCUCAUUUGAGGGGACAGUUCUAUGCACUGCCUAUAGUGUGUUCCCUUUUUGGAUUGUUUGGAUUUUCAAUCUAUCCAGUUAGCAUGGAGCUAGGUGUGGAAUGUUCCUACCCAGUUGGAGAAGCAACCUCUGCAGGAUUUAUCUUCAUAUCUGGGCAACUACAAGGAGCUUUAUUCAUUGCUCUUUUCAGGGCACUUGCCCAGCCGGUCAAAACUGAUGGUUUGUUCUCAACUUGCGAAGUAGAACCAGGAAAGGUAUUAGAUUGGACAGUUUCAACAUUUGUGAUGGCCGGCAUUUGCACCCUGGCAGCCUGCUGCUUUGUAAUCUUCUUCCAUACAGAGUACAAACGAAUGAACGCUGAAGAAAAUGACAAGAACAUUAAUGGUGACAAACCUGAAACAGGAUGACUGGACAUUGACCUGAGGAGCCUCCUACGCAAACAUUAUUUUUAAACGUUUGGAAAAGAGUUUUUAACGUGAAUAUUUAAAAAUAGGAUUACAUGGAAAAAGCACCUUUUUUAAAGCAAAGAAUUUUAUGAAUCGGAAUCUUAUUUUUCAUUAAAAUAUCAAUGAGCUAAUAAGGCACAUAUUAGCUGUGCAGUUCUUGGUUGAAACUUGCUUGUGAUUGGUAUUUCAUACACAAGAGUGGAUGCAAUUUGAAAUUUCUCAGGCAAAGUAUGUGUACAGCAAAAUUGAUGUGUCCCAUCACACAAUAAGGAAGCUUACUGAAUGAUAGUUUCAAAGUAUUGACCUUGUGAUAGAAUUUGACCUUGUGAUAGAAAGUGACCAACACAGGGAAGACUCUGUGUGACUCUCAACCUCAUUUCAGUUUUUUUGAGUUGAAAAAGAAGUUGGCUCUUCUGCCAACUCCUUUUGUGAAAGGGUUAAUUUGUAGGUAUCUGAGGAAGCCUUAAAAAAGAGCGAUGGUAAGAUUCCCGGUGUGUGUUUAGCUCGGAUAGCAUUAGAGCUGACUGGCUGGGUUUCACUGAGUUUCACUGAUGCGCCAGGGUAUUCUGACCAUCAGCAAUGCCUGAGAUCACCGCAGCUCUAUCUGAUCACAAUGGCUGCUUUUUAUCAGAGCCAGUGCAAAACCCUAUAGAGGUAUCCUUAACCACCCACCCGCCCCUCCUCCCGGAAUUAUUAGCGUCACUAGUUAUUAACAUCAGUCAAUGCAUUUGGUUGAUUUUGAUCCUAUUGUAAGAGGUUCUCAUUCCCCCCUCCUCAUAGUGCUGCUGCCGCACAUGUUUAAGCAGAUUGACGCAACGCUGAGGGUAGGUGUCAGGUUGUGCUGUCCUGGGAUGCUGUUCCCUGCCAAACAGCCCUGUCAGCUGCAGAGCUCAUGAUGGUGGGAGUCGGUCAGAGAGGAGAGGACGCAAUCUGCACCCAUCCCUGCCCUGACUGAUCCUGCCCUGCCCUGGCUGACCCCGCCUUGGUGGGCCCUGCCUUGUUUCCCUAGAGAUGUCCCACUGUUUUUCUUUCAUCAUGUGUUUAAUAGUGCCUGUCAAAUGCUUCCCAUUAAAAGUAUUUUCUGUGCAAAUGUGCAAUAUAUGUCUUAAAUGUCAGCUUUCAAAGUGAACAACAAACAUUAUGUUAAAAUUGUUCAGGUUUUGGGUAAUGUUGACCUGCAGAUAUUGAUUUGUGUAAUGGUAUUUCAAAAGGACAGGUGUACAGCAAUGUAUGUUGUAACAGUUCUGAUUAACGAUAUGUGUUUCAAAAGGAGCGAAUAUUAGCAAUUUUGUUCCACGUCUGCAAUGGAAUUGCCUUUUGUAGUAAUUGACGUGUGACAGACCCACUGUUUGUUAUAACAACUGGAUUGUAAUGUGGGCAGAUUGGAGUUCUCAGUUGAAGUCGAUGAGAUUUGACGUUCUGAGCUGGACUUUCUUGUAAAGGGCAAACUGAAGUUUGCAAUGUAAAACUGAGAAAUGUAUUACUUGAACUAAUCACACAGAGCUCAAAGUAGCGACAACAAUAACAAAAUUACAUUUGUAUAGCGCCUUUCACGUCAGGAGGACGUCCCAGGGCGCUGAGGGUCAAGUUGCCCUCCCACCGGGUUACAUUACAGAAUAUAUAAUAGGUGCUACUGAAUGGUAUGUUUUUCAUGACAAGUGAUUGAUGUUUUCUCCAGCUUAACUUUACAAAAGCAAGAAAAUAUCUUAACCAACUGACAAUAAAUGAGAUCUGAA